UGUACAUUACGUCUCAAUGACGUGUGUGUGUGUUUAGUCUACGUCUACUGACUAAACUGCUUGUCAGUUGUUUUUAUUUAAUUAUCGUUUAUAAAUUCCAUCCCCUGAAACUUAUUUUGUAAAACAAAAUGUCUUUAGAAUACGAGAGUGUUUUGUGUGUUAAGCCGGAGGUGCAGGUCUUUACAAAAAUACCAGCAAGAUCAUCAAAUCGGGGAUUUAGGGCCUCAGAAUGGAAAUUAGAUAGCCCAGAAUGGAUUGGGAGACUACGGAUUGUGGCCAGAGGAAAAGAUUGCGUUAUUAAACUUGAAGACAAAACAACAGGUGAACUGUUUGCUGAGGCACCAGUGGAGCAAUUUCCUAGUAUAGCAGUGGAGGCAGUGCUAGAUUCCAGUCGAUACUUUGUCAUCAGAAUAUCAGAUUCAGGUCGUAAGGCUUUUGUUGGUAUUGGUUUCACAGACCGAGGAGACUCAUUCGACUUCAACGUUGCUCUUCAAGAUCACUUCAAAUGGCUAAAGCAGUCUAAAGAGAUUGAAGAACAAGAAAAGAAUGCAGAGACGAACCCGGGCCCAAAGCUGGACUUGGGCUUCAAGGAGGGACAGACUAUUAAAAUAAAUAUUGGGGGUAAGAAAACAGGAACAUCAUCAUCUAGACCAAGGAGCACAGGGGGUGGGAUUGCUGCACCAGGUCUUCUUCCCCCACCCCCUGGAGGUGUUAAACCACCCAUACAACCCGCUCCUGGUGCAAUAGGUACCCAGUCUGGAGGUCAGAGUUCAAUGGGCAUAUUUACCCAGCAGCAGCAACAACAGCCAAAUGUACUACAACAACCUAAUAACAACUUUGGCAUUUUCGGUGGCAAUAAUCAAGUGCAGUCAAGUCUCGACUUAUUAGGGGGGUUUGGAGCCCCAGGAAUGCCACAAGCUUCAGCACAGCCAAUGACACAACCCAUGACACAACCCAUGGUACAACCCAUGGUACAACCCAUGGCGCCACCCAUGGCACAACCUAUGGCGCAACCUAUGGCACAACCUAUGGCACAGCCUAUGGCACAGCAAACCCAACAAGCAUCAACAGACUGGGGGGAUUUUACGAGUGCCCAAUCCGGAGGUGCUAAGAAUAGCUGGGUAACAUUCUGAGAACAUCCAAUCAGAUUCAUCAUACUUAAAGAUUGAGCUAAAGCAACCAAUAACACCAUCCCGUUCACAUCCAUGUAGUCAUUCCUGCUAGACGAUUGGCUGAGGUGCUUAAUCAGCUGAAUCACCAUAGAAACCAGCUUUCUCAUCCAACAUUAGUUGUUUUGACUAACUAGUCGUUCUGACUAACUAUCGAUGUUGUAGUAAGUAUGGUAAUGAAAUACUGCAAAGCAGGCUUUGUAAUUUGCAUCCAUCGUAUCAUUAGGUUUUAACAGCCUCCACUCCUCCCCAACAAAUAAAUAUAUUAAUAAAUAUACAUAUACAAAAAGUCUGAAAAAAGCAUUUCAAUAAUAAACAAAAGCAGUGAAGGCCUUGUGUUCCAUCCCCUACAGUGUAUAUUUCUCAAGAACUAAAGGCAAUAUGAUGUGAGAGGUAGAUGUAUCAAUGUGUAUUAAACCGAUUAAUGCAUCUAAACAUACUGACAUACAUUUAAUAUCAACAAAUGAUUAUUGUCAUUACAAUUCAUCACGCAUUCCGCAGAGAUAAUAAAUACAAGUACAUGUACACUGAAUAGUGAGGAACGAAAGUACCUUGUUAUGAUUGAUAUAUGCAUCGAAAGGAAAAGUAGAGAAUAGAUGUCAAAACAUUCAGUAAGUUCAUGUCAUUCAUGUGUACUUUCUUCCCCCAAUAUCCCAUAAUGCAAGUACUUGUUUCAAGUUGUAUUAUUACAAAGCAAAACCCUGGCAAUGUAAUAACUAUUUGUAAAUAAUGUCGACAGUUGCCUAUUAUCAAGUGUUUAAUAUAGUAAUGUCAUGUUUUCAUAACAACAAGUUAUGUGCAUUUUUUACUGGACAGGUCUGAUACAUUAUUAAGUGGCACAAUUGUUCUCUCUAAUCAAUUUGUGUUCAAUUCAAAUGAUUAUUUCAAAUCUUAUUGCCUAAAUUGUAGAAGUUAAGGACCCCACAAUGUUAUUGAUAACAAAUAUCACUUUCCAUAAUAAUUACUUCUUCCGGCCUCCCAUCUGUUUCCUAAAUGUUUACAUGGAAAACAAACCAAAGAAGAAGGUUAAUGUUAGAGAUUGGUACAUGUACAUGGUUUUUGUUCUGUAUUUAAGAGGAAUUGAUGGAUUUCAUUCAAUCAUGGAGGUAGACAUACCUCUAUGAUUCAUUUAAGAUGUCAUCCCUUUACAUCACAAUUAAACUACAUGUUAAUCACAUUCCAAAAUGGACAGAAAUUUAGGUAAAAUGUCUUAUUUUGAGAGAAAUGCUUUCCUUACAAGUAUACAGUUGAAUAUAUUUAUACUCAUUUCUAAUUUGUCUUGUAACUUGUAGGGUCAGUCCCUAAAACAUUUGAACAAGUUUUCUUGAAUAAAAGCAAAAAUGUGAAGCGUGUAGAUGUUCUGUCGCGUUUCAACUGUAGUUUGGGGAACAUUUCAGCGGUCUAAUUCUCCUUUAAUGAAAUGUUUUUAAAGGAGGGAAUGAUUUUAAGGUAUAAAGGUUUUAUGCGGAUGGGAAAACCUCCCCAACCUUAUCAUCAGCUAUAAUUAUAAGCCUGUACAAUUAGUUUUUAUUAACAAUAUUCUUUUCACAGAUACAGAGCAGUGAAGAAAUCUAAUUCAACUACACUAAAAACUAUUAUACCGUGUCGCUCUGUCCAAACAAAAUGUUGUUGGGUUAUUUGUUGUGUAACUUUUUCAUCUUAUGAUGAACACACCUUACUGAAAACUACAAGUAGAUGAGACAAUUAUUAGUGCAGUCUCAAACUCUUACAAUCUAUGGUAGACGUUUUGUGAUUUGCUUUGGGUUGGUGAUGGUGCUUGUUGAUUUUUAUGAAUUUUUUUUAAAUAAGUGUUUCAUCGAUCAAGAAAAUAGUAUAGGCCUAGAUGUUUUACGAUGUAAAUUGACGGGUCUUUCUAUUGCAGAAGCUCAUCUCACAUUUGAAGCACCAAGAAAUGUUUGCUUCGCAGAAAAAGAUCUUAGGUUAAUUUAUAAGAAUUACCAGAACAGAAAGGAAGAUUGUUGAUUAAAAUAGGGUUCAUAUCCUGUUAACAGUUUUGUGCAAUUAUGUUGGUUAUCAAAAGCUCUCAUUUGAGUUUAGUGUGAACUGCGCAUGGUGGGGCAUUGUGCCGAUCUCACAUCAAAUAUAAUAUUUGUGUGUGUGUGUUUGGUGCUUUGUUUCAACGAGACAAGUCUUUUAAGUUUCAGACGAACAACUACAUGAAAUUUUGUACGUUCCCCUUCAUUUGUUUCUUGGUUAACCGUUUUAAAUCAAAUGAAUAAUAAAGAUUGGUACUGACGUUUAUAAAAUAACAAUAUUGUGGCCAGAUAAUAGAAAUGUUUACAAGCUCCUUGAAUCUUAAAAUGCCUUUCUUGUGGAUUGGUGACCACUUAAAUGGUUGUUUAUGAAACAUGAUGGGGAUCUGUGAAGAAUGUGUAAAUGAAGUCUUUAAUUUGAGGAAACAUUUUUUAUUUUUUAUUCAGUUUGUAAAUUUGGAUCGCUGAAUGAAUAUUUUGACAACAAAUUGAUGGCAACAAAUUAAUGAAAAAUGUAAUAUACAUGUAGUUUUUUAUUGUUUGUUUCCCUGUCUCUUUUUCCCGUUCUUUACAUCAAGACUCACUGUUACCCUGGUAUUGAGCUUAUAUACAUUAAUGCACUUCAUAUGGGUCCAUGGAAUGGUUUCAAUAAGUGAUGCGAUUCCCAAUUUCAUGUUAAGGUUUAUAAUACAAUAAAUGAUGUUUAGUUUGGGGAUAAAGAUCUGUAUAACUAAUGUGAUUUUUUUUUUAUAACAAGGGAAUGAUCAUUUUCCUGAUGUAUAAUUCACAAAACCAGAAUAGUGUAAAUUUAUGUUAGGUUUAUUAACCAGUACUCUAAGUUGACCAGUCACGUGUUUAUAUAGUCUUUGUAUGAAGAGUGACUAUCGUGUUCCGAUUUCAGCGCAGUGUAUUAUCAACAUUUCCAAACACAUUAUUUGCUAUAUCUUUGAGAUCCACAAUUUAAACACUGAGGGUAUUGACGUAGGCUGGUCGCGUUUUCUGCUUGUGGCUUGAAAGUGAUGGACCGAGCCUUGACCUAAUUGGUUUAGCUCUGGUGGUUGUGAUGAAGGCUAUGUGCAUGUAAGCACAUCCACUAGGUCCACCGUGUGGUUCAAAAAGGGAUGUAAUAUCAUCCAAGAAUUAGGAUCAUGGUCUCAGUUUGGUGGUGACUCUUUGUAUAAGGAUAUACCUCACUCCAUGAUAAUGAUGAUAAAAUAUUACUGCACUAUAUUACAGAGAUAUUAUUUAACUUGUACAAAGAAUAAUUAUGGUAAAUGGAUAGGUACACACAUGAUGAUGAUAAAUAAACGUUUGACAACGUGA
Asterias rubens (European starfish) is the source of this 4486-nucleotide messenger RNA. Its product is annotated as adaptin ear-binding coat-associated protein 2-like. The coding region runs from base 129 to 1133 and encodes 334 amino acids. Gene Ontology annotation, cellular component: clathrin vesicle coat; membrane. The record is from RefSeq and is a predicted model, not a curated record. Lineage: Eukaryota; Metazoa; Echinodermata; Asteroidea; Forcipulatida; Asteriidae. Gene Ontology annotation, biological process: endocytosis. The transcript has 8 exons.